Messenger RNA from Drosophila sechellia, 4779 nucleotides. It is a transcript of the gene pan, whose product is annotated as transcription factor pangolin. The transcript has 5 exons. Gene Ontology annotation, molecular function: DNA-binding transcription factor activity, RNA polymerase II-specific; RNA polymerase II cis-regulatory region sequence-specific DNA binding. Gene Ontology annotation, biological process: regulation of transcription by RNA polymerase II; canonical Wnt signaling pathway. Gene Ontology annotation, cellular component: beta-catenin-TCF complex; chromatin. The record is from RefSeq and is a predicted model, not a curated record. Lineage: Eukaryota; Metazoa; Arthropoda; Insecta; Diptera; Drosophilidae. The coding region runs from base 543 to 4130 and encodes 1195 amino acids.
GGCAUCUUUUGUUUCCAUAAUAAUACUAAUAUAGUGUUGAACGAUUUAGUCAUAUAAAGAUGUCGAAAUAAAUGGAGAUUGAGAUAAAUUAUUGACCGUAUUAACAAUCAACUAAUAGUAAAAUAAUUUUGGUUUCCUCUAAUACAAUUAAUAUUAAUAAAUCAAUAAAACAAAAAAAACUUAUGGCCUUGCACUGCAACAGUCGAGCAACAGGGUGACGCUAAUUAACACUGAGAUUUCUAUGAUUAUCAAAAAAUAAAGCAUAAACGAUCAUAAAAAAAUAUUAAACAAUAAAUAGAGCUAUCUAAAUGGCAUUAAUAUUGCAAGAAAAUUGUACAAACGACGAAAAAAGUUGUACAAUGUGUGCUUGAAAAAUAAGUAAUUUAAUUAAAUUUUAAUCAUCCAAGUGAACUAAGAUUAAAGAAAAAAUUCUUUUUAAAUACAAUUUAUCCAAUAAUUAAUACACAUAAAUUAUAAAACAAAAAGUUAACGAAUGGUUGAACCGAACGGAUUUUAACAGUAGGCUCCCACAAAUUCCGAUAAUGCCACACUGUGGAACAUCUAAUACUGAAAUUAAUUUAAACUCAAGCGAAUUAAUCAAUUACCAGAAAAAUAGGAGCAAUGAGGAUCUACAAAACAAGCACGAUAAAAAAUAUUCAAUCAAUUUGAAAACGGGACAGGUCACUGAUGGUGGGUGCAAUGACCAAUAUACGCAAUUAACUGACAACAAAAUAGAACAAUAUAACUGCAAUGAUUUUGAUAAAGUUUGUAUUGUACCAUCAAGUAGAUCAGACGGAAUGGAGGCAUCGUUAUCCGAACUCCUUUUAAGUCCGAAUAAAUCAAUUUCCCAGCCUUGGCAAGCAGCAGAAGAAAUAGAAAGUUGGCAAGAUGACAGUUUUCGCCAUCGAAAUGAAAUGUUUUCUUGUAUAUAUACGAAUAGUAUGCUAAAUCAGCAGCAAUGCUCGCAACAGCAGCUUUUGGCCACACAACUUUUAUAUGCUCGGCUUCUUCGGUCUCAGUUAGCUGAACGGGAAUCCCAUUCGAAUAAAUUCAACAUGGUUCAUUAUUCAGGAUCUAAAAAGACCAUGCUUCGACAAGAUGAGCUUCUAUCAACCCCAUCUUCGCAGGAUAAUAAUAACAAUAUUAAGUUAAUUCAUGAUAUCGAAAACAGCUUAAGUUGUGUAGAUCCCCCUUUGUUUGAAUUUUCUAACAUUCAUCAAAGUCAAAGAGAGGAACAAAAAAAUAAACAAGAUGACAAAAACUGUUACUCACCAAAAUUAAAAUCGAACAAGGAAGCCCUAGAUGGGUACGACUUACAACACACAUGUGAUUUUAUCAGGGAGCAAAAAAACAUUCUUAUCGACAUUAAAAAACAACUAGAAAAUCUCUCAGAUAGCUCAGGUAAAUUUAGGAAAAGGUUAAGUGUGCGUCAAAGUCACAUUGAAGUAAAUAAUGGCUCUAAUUCAGCCCUAGAGGAAAGUGUAAGACGACAACUAAAUGGAAAUCGCAAGUCUAUUGAAAACUUACUGGAAGAGGUAAAAAGAUUAUAUAAUCAAUGGAGCAGCGCUGAGCUCUAUUAUGUUCGCAGCUUACAACGCUUAGGACUCCCAUCAGAGGAAGAUGGUGAAUAUACAUCUACACCAACACAUACUAUUAUGGCAUUGGCUGCUAUAGCUCUGUCUAAUGAAAGUGAUAUUUUGCCACAGAAAACAACUGCAGUGCACUCUAAGAUUCCAGAUAUUGAAAGGGAGUCCGAUUUGUUUUUGACCUCAGCAAAACCUAAAACGUUGGUCGAAAUAGAGGAUAUAAUAUUACAACUCGCAUCAGCUGUUAAUAUGCAUCAAUCCAGCGCUGCUAGCACCACUCAUGAAUCCUACAGUGAUAGUGUUAAAAGCGAUUGCGAAGAAUCAAACUCAGCACCCACUUGCAUAUGGCAUUCGACAAGGCGAACCUUUCGCCGCAAAAAAGACGUUGAGCCUUGUAGCACUGCAGCUGAGAUUAUUUUAGAAUAUGCUUCAUUGUCUUCAUCUUCUCCCGCUGAAACCUCCCGCUUGCUUACAUCUGCAUCAAAUUUUACAGAUGUUACAGAAAAUUAUAAUGUCACAACGCAAUUGCCUAUUGUGUUUAAUUACAAUCGAGAAAGUUCAGCUGUGUCAAUCAUUACCGAUCCUCUAAUUCUUCCUGAGUUUUCUACUGCAUCUUCAACCCCAUCGACUAGUAGUAAUAGUGGAUGCUCUACUGGAAUGGUUACUGGAAUUUUCGGGCUAAGUCAAAACCGAAGAAAACAAAGACUUGCAAAGCACAUUGAAACUCUGCCUACGAAUUCUUUUAAAUCGAAUGCAAUAAGGGGAAAUGGUGACAACGAAAUCGCUAGUCAGCUAAAAACGUCGCCAUCAAUUACAGCAUCGCCGACUGAAAAUGUUUCCCAUUUAAUUACUAAGACAUUGUCUUCGCCUAAUGCAUCUUUAACAGCGCAGGAACUUUCCAUAACUAAUCUGUUUAAAGAACGCCUAUGCGCUUUACAGGGGAAUGCCGGAUCAAUGAAGACUGAAAUUUUUCCCAUAAUAGAUGCCCCAUACGACUUAAGUAUUGGAAGCAAGACAAAACACAUGAACCUGGAAGCAAAACACUCAUCAAAUGCGCAAUCAAAUGAAUCCAAGGAGGCAACAAAUGAUAAAAAAAAACCCCAUAUUAAGAAACCACUAAAUGCGUUCAUGCUCUAUAUGAAGGAAAUGCGUGCUAAGGUUGUUGCCGAAUGCACACUAAAGGAAUCGGCUGCGAUUAAUCAGAUUUUAGGAAGACGGUGGCACGAACUUUCCCGCGAAGAACAAAGCAAAUAUUACGAAAAAGCUCGACAAGAGCGCCAAUUGCAUAUGGAAUUGUAUCCGGGGUGGAGCGCACGAGAUAACUAUGGUUACGUGUCAAAAAAGAAAAAGCGAAAAAAAGACAGAUCGACAACGGAUUCGGGAGGUAAUAAUAUGAAAAAAUGCCGCGCCCGUUUUGGACUAGAUCAACAGAGUCAGUGGUGCAAACCGUGCAGGCGCAAAAAGAAAUGUAUUCGUUAUAUGGAAGCCCUGAACGGCAAUGGGCCUGCCGAGGAUGGCAGUUGUUUUGAUGAACACGGAAGUCAGCUAAGUGAUGACGACGAAGAUGACUACGAUGAUGAUAAACUUGGCGGAAGUUGUGGAAGCGCCGACGAAACCAAUAAAAUAGAAGAUGAGGACUCGGAAUCCCUUAAUCAAUCUAUGCCAAGCCCAGGCUGUCUUAGUGGAUUGUCCAGUUUACAAAGCCCAUCGACAACAAUGAGCUUGGCAAGCCCACUUAACAUAAAUGCAAAUUCAGCAACCAAUGUUAUAUUUCCUGCUUCUUCUAAUGCGGUUUUAAUUGUCGGCGCAGACCAGUCGACAGUACAGCAACGGCCAACAUUGGUGUCAACCUCGGGAUCGAGCAGCGGUUCAACCAGUAGCAUAAGUACAACCCCAAAUACGUCAAGUACAGUUUCGCCAGUUACAUGUAUGACCGGUCCGUGUCCAGGUUCAUCUCAGGAACGAGCCAUGAUGCUUGGAAAUCGGUUCAGUCACUUGGGAAUGGGGCUAAGUCCUCCAGUAGUUAGCACGAGCACUAGUAAAUCUGAACCAUUUUUUAAGCCUCAUCCCACAGUUUCCAAUAAUCCUAUCUUUUCAUUGCCGUCAAUUGGUAAUUGUAGUUUAAAUAUUUCUUCAAUGCCAAACACAUCCCGAAAUCCUAUUGGUGCUAACCCACGAGAUAUUAAUAAUCCCCUUAGCAUCAAUCAGCUGACUAAAAGACGUGAUUAUAAAAAUGUUGACUUGAUUGAAGCUAGUGAGUCAAAGACUAUAGUUGCCCAUGCCGCUUCAUCCAUUAUUCAACACGUAGCAGUGAACGGCUAUCAUGCUAAUCACUCGCUUUUAAAUAGCAACUUAAGCCAACUUCAUCACCAAUUAAAUAGUCGUACGGAAAAAGCCAAUAGAAGUGAGAAGGCGAUGCUGUCCGUAAGUAAUCAUUCUGUAAAUAGCAAUGAAUGCCAUAAAGAAUCUGAUUCGCAAGCUAUUGUAUCUAGCAAUCCUCCAAACGCUGGAUCUUCCGAUAACGGCGUUAUUAGCGUUUCAUAACUGAUCGCCAGGGAUUUGUAGAAUUGAUUAAUUAAAAUUUUAAUGUUUAUGUGUGAGAAAGUAAUUAAAAUAAAAACAUACGUGCAAUAAUUAUUAUUCUCGCCAGUCCAAAGCCAUCUUAUGAAACAACAGGCCAUCAAAACUAGUGCCACGACUCACAUCGCAAUAUUUCGAUUUUGUUUUUUUAAUAAAAAUAAACAUAGAAUUGGUGCACAAAAAUCUUUCGGAACGACUCCAACUGAGGCCAACCUUAAGGAUUUCUAUAAAGAAACACGAGUCAAAUCUCAGGCUAGGCCGUGCCAAAUAGAAUAAACAGACAAUACACACUAAAACUUAGUUACAUAAACAUAUAUUUCAUUAGACUCUAUAUAUCAAUGAAACCAUUUUGUAUAGUUUUCUUCUUAUUUAGCUUUAACCUACCAAAUUAUGUAUUUUAUUUUAAAAUUGGACACUUGCCAAAAUCCAUUAAUUAAUGCCUCGCCCGCACAUAUGUAUUUGGUCAUAUUUGUUGUGAGUAUAAUUAGUUAAAUGGUUUCUGCACUAAAGCUAGGAGAACAAAAAACAUGGACUACGACGAUUGUCGAAUCACUUAGGCUCUUGUAUCCUAAACUUGUUCGUGUGUGGUUGGUUGAGUGUUUCAUCAAAGAAC